Ostreobium quekettii is the source of this 318-nucleotide messenger RNA. The record is from the annotation of a GenBank genome assembly. NCBI's taxonomy places the organism in Eukaryota, Viridiplantae, Chlorophyta, Ulvophyceae, Bryopsidales, Ostreobiaceae.
AUGGACAAGGUAUCAAGACUUGCCAUAGACCAUUUUCAUGUCACAGGUGAAGGGGAUAUCCUGACAUAUUUCCUUUGCAUAUCAGACUUGUGUACCUUUCUUUUGAAACAUUUGGAUUCCAGCAAUGGCGCUGUGUUUACUGCUUCGGAGGAAAUCUCGUCCAGUCUUCUGCUCUCCCAGAACUGGUCCCUUCGUUUGGAUGUUGGCAAUGUUCUAUUUGUCCUCCAUGGACGCAUUUGCCACACUCCGUGUACUAGACCACAGGGGAGUGCCUCGUCGCUGCCAAAUACUUGCUGCAAAUGUUGCAGUCACUUGUGA